AUGCCCCGCGCCGCCUCCCCCAUGGGCCGCGUCAUCCUCAUCAACACCCCCAUCGAAGCCAGCAGCAACGAGAGCGACAUCAUCAACGCCAUCACGGUGGAGAAGAGCGUGGACGGCAAGCUGGGCUUCAGCGUCCGCGGUGGCUCCGAGCACGGGCUGGGCAUCUUCGUCAGCAAGGUGGAGGAGGGCAGCGCUGCCGAGCAGGCCGGGCUGUGUGUUGGUGACAAGAUCACGGAGGUGAACAGCGUAAGCUUGGAGAACAUCACCAUGAGCAGCGCUGUCAAGGUCCUCACUGGCAACAACCGCCUCCGCAUGGUGGUCCGGCGGAUGGGCCGCGUGCCAGGCAUCAAGUUCUCCAAGGAGAAGACAGCAUGGGUGGAUGUGGUGAACAGGCGCCUGGUGGUAGAGAAAAGUGGCUCGACACCAUCGGAGAGCGGCUCUGAGGACGGGCUGCGGCGCAUUGUCCACCUCUACACCACCUCCGACGACUACUGCCUGGGCUUCAACAUCCGUGGCGGCAGGGAGUUCGGCCUUGGCAUCUAUGUCUCCAAGGUGGACCCCGGGGGGCUGGCGGAGCAGAAUGGCAUUCGGGUGGGAGACCAAGUCCUUGCAGCCAACGGAGUCAAGUUUGAAGACAUAAGCCAUAGCAAGGCAGUGGAGGUGCUCAAGGGGCAGACCCACAUCAUGCUAACCAUCAAGGAGACCGGCCGGUUCCCUGCCUACAAGGAGAUGGUCGCCGAGUACUGCUGGCUCAGUCACUUGACCAACGGGCAGCUGCAGCAGCUGUCCCAGGCCUCCGAGACGAAUACCUCACCCCCGCUCCUGGGCAUCCUGUAG
Messenger RNA from Pygoscelis adeliae (Adelie penguin), 837 nucleotides. It is a transcript of the gene PDZD7, whose product is annotated as PDZ domain containing 7. The record is from RefSeq and is a predicted model, not a curated record. Gene Ontology annotation, cellular component: stereocilium tip; cilium; plasma membrane. The transcript is spliced from 9 exons. Bases 1 to 837 code for a protein of 278 amino acids. NCBI's taxonomy places the organism in Eukaryota, Metazoa, Chordata, Aves, Sphenisciformes, Spheniscidae. Gene Ontology annotation, biological process: sensory perception of sound; auditory receptor cell stereocilium organization. Gene Ontology annotation, molecular function: protein binding.